AUGCCUCCGUCAUGCCGCCGGCUCUUCGGAGCCCAGCUGGCAAACGGUUUGUUUGUGUUUCAUCUCUGCCUAGCUGCGAAUGACAUGACCUUGCCUUUCGAGGACAACUGUGCGCUGGGCAACGGAUAUGAUCUCUCGCGCACGUGUAAGGUGGCCAAUCCAAUCCUGCCACUGCCACCAUGCGACAAAGCGCAGCAAGGGGAGGCCUGUGUGAUCAAAACACACAUCACGAGCCAUUGCCAAAUAUUGUUGCAGGAUGUGAAGAAAAUGGCUGAUUAUGACAGCAUGACAGAUAGCGUCAUCUCUGCUGAAGGAGGCGGUUGGGGCGUGCAUCUGUCGGGUGGCAUGAAGGCCUUGCAGUCUUCUCACGUGUCGGAGCAGUCUAUCGCUUUCUUCAUUUAUGCAGGAGGUUGCAUGUCAUAUGAAAUGACCAUUCGGAAUUUCCAAAUGCAGAAAUUGAGCGAUGGUAGCAAAGCGAUGCUGAAACAGGAUCCGGAUCAGUUCCUGAAGCAAUUUGGGAUGCGCUACAUCUACCAAAUCAAAUAUGGCGGUUCGUUCCUGGGCAACUAUGAGGUUCAUGCUACAGAAGUGUCCGGCAAGUCGUCCAUGGAUGCCUUCGCGAAGUUUUCUGCGAAAACUGUGUUUGCAUCAGGCGAAGGCAGUGCCUCUUUCGAAUCCCUGGAGUCCAAGUCAACCAGUGACACGCAGGUUACCUGCAAGUUGUAUUUCGAUGGAAAGGAUGGGAGCGCUCGGCAAGCAUGCGGGAGGCCCUCUGCCAUGUAUGCAGCUUUUCAGGACUGGUACCAGGAAUUCCAGUCGGAUGCCACGGCAGUCUCUGUGGUGCUCAAAGGCUGGCUGGAUUUGGUCGAGGUGCGGGACAUUGUGGCUGGACUAGGCAAAGAAGUGUGGUCCAAGUUUGACCCUGAAGACAUCAGCUCCGGCACCUUGGACGCGCUAGCCAAGGAACAAGCCCAGCUGGUCUCACUCAAGGAAUCGGCAGGAAACGCCAAAAACUCUCACAACGUGGCAGGGAUGCAGGUUGCCGAGCAGGAUGUAGAGGCGCUACAAAGAAGAAUCGUAAGCCAGCUGACUCGGGUUCAAGCUCUCGGUGAGAAAGAUAUCUUGGAUCGGCAGAUGGAAAUCAAGAGCGACAACUGGACCUGGUUCAAGGCAGAAGCCUUACGACAUGAGUACCGGAAGGUAGUGGAUAGCUUCAGUACCUACGGGUGGAAAUGUCUCUCUGGGCAUAGGUAUGUUGCCGACAAUGGUACGAAACAGCCGCAGCGUCCUGAAUUCUACACUACGCAUCAGAGUGAGGCUUCCAAGCAAACUUGUUUGCAAAUUUGCAACUCCGUGCAAGGCUGUGUUGCCAUGAGUAUGUGGAAGGGGAAGUCGACUUUGGGCGUCUAUACGUGGUUCUGCGACUAUUACUUUCAAGAGCCGCAGCCUGAGGCAGCUGGAGACGCAGUCGCCUGCAGCCGAAUCACCGCGCCGCCUGAUCGUCGGGGCUACUCCUGCCAGUAUGGGAGAUUUUUCGUUGGGAGCAUGGCCGGUGUUAAAGAAGAGUGGCACGAUUUGCCAGACCCCGCACUGCCAAAGUGUCAAGCUUUGUGUGAUGCUAGAUCUUGGUGCAACGUUGUGCUCCUAGACUGGUCGUGGAAUCCAAACAACACCUGUUGGCUGGGUGAGCUUUUCCGCACUGAACUCUACCUUUCCACCGGUUUAUCGUGCACGAGGGGAGCUCCGCGGGGCUACGUAUGCACAGCGGACGUGAACAAUCCAGGCGGAGAUUUCGCCAACAGCCCUCGCAAGGCCUGGUCUGAUCAGGAGUGUGCCGAUUUAUGCAGCCAGCAAGCAGGUUGCGACACCUUUGUGGUUAGAGAGACGGACUGCUGGCUCAAGAAAGGGAGGCCUGCCUCCAAGGCUGCCAUCGGUUUUCGAAGCUGCUCCAAGAUUGACUCUGCGCCCCUUGCGUUCAUCGCGGGUCAGAGCCCGAAGAGCCCCUCUUCGGAGCUGGAGCAUGCAGAUAAGACGGUUGCAGCUGCUGUCCGAAACAUGACCGUCCUCUUUGCUGGGCAUGAUUGGCCGGUCCAAGUGCAGGAGAAUGUGGCAAUUACUGUCCCGUGGCUGUUGGGCCUCCUUGGGGCCAUUCUUGCUGUCACUUAUGCCACUGCACAGAGACAGUGGAUUCCUCGCCUCUCCGCUCCACUAUUGGGCUCGGAGUUCAGCCCUCCUCAGCCGGUGUAG
This is a messenger RNA of Symbiodinium natans, 2247 nucleotides long. NCBI's taxonomy places the organism in Eukaryota, Dinophyceae, Suessiales, Symbiodiniaceae. The record is from the annotation of a GenBank genome assembly.